AUGCCCUGGUCCACAAAGAUAUGUCAGUUCUGUCGGAAGCGAUACGCCAACAAAAGAGCGCUUUAUAAUCACCUAUCUGAGUACAUUGGCGCCUGGCGUCUUCCAGCCGAUGGGAUCCACGAUGUCUUGCAGAUUGAGCAGGUCAUCCGCCGCCUUUAUCCUUCGGCCUACGAGGCCGAUGAAGAUCGCAAAUACAGAUGCUGGACAUGUUGCAAGAUAAUCACGUCGCGUCGGCGGUUUACUGAGCAUGUUAUUUAUCGGCGCCAUUGUGGAUUCGACCCUGAAUCAUGGACGGGAAGAGGCAGUAUGAAUCUCCGCAAAUGGUCCCUCCCUUUUGACGAGGACACUGUUCUUCUCCGUGAAGAUCCAUUUCCAUUUCUCCGUCUCCCCGGGAAUACUGCCUGUCCAGAGUUGCGAUUUAUGGUCUACGGAUUUCUUCUCUGUUUCGAAGAGGUUCAUUUUGGGGAAUACCUGCGCUAUACAGACAUUGAUCCCCACAGAAGUGGGCUCUGGCAGCAGUAUAAUCCCGACAACAAUCUACUGGCCAUUAUGUCUGUAAGCCGUCAGAUUUAUGAUGAAGCCCGAUGGACAUUUUACACUGGAAACAGGUUCUCAUUCGAAUCGUUCGACAACCUCCCCGUUUUCCUGGUCGGAAUCGGAGUCGAAAACGCCAUGCUCUUGCGAUCAGUGAGCUGCAAGGACAGAUCGGAAAAGUUCAAAGACUACACAGAUCACAUUCAAUCGUGUCUAAGGCAGGCGGCCACGACGGGAGACACGUCAACUGGGGACCUCUACAUCCCGCAUAUCGAGGACCUGUAUCUGAAUCUUGCAAACCAAGACGCACUGAGACCUAACAUCUUGCCUUUUACUGGAAUGAUAAUCGUCGCUUGCUACGUCCGGACAUUACUAUUGACGCAGAAAGAAGCGACGAGAUCUCAUAUAGCGUCAAAGAACAGCUGGCUGAUCAACCUGACCUUCGAGAAUUGUUCCAUUCCAAGAGUGUUCCCAGCUCCUGGCCGGUACACCUUCCUUUCCACCUCCGCAAUGGUCCCCGUCCGCCGAGCUCUCGUUCCAGGUGACACAUCGGGUCCUGGUGGUAAUAUUAGUGCCUUCACAGUGCACACCCACCGCCUUCGGCUUACGGGUGCUACGGCGGACGGAUAUGGCCAAAUGAUCAAAACUGUUGAAAACCAGGAUGCCUAA
Aspergillus tanneri is the source of this 1203-nucleotide messenger RNA. RefSeq lists its product as uncharacterized. Lineage: Eukaryota; Fungi; Ascomycota; Eurotiomycetes; Eurotiales; Aspergillaceae. The record is from RefSeq and is a predicted model, not a curated record. The transcript is spliced from 3 exons. Bases 1 to 1203 code for a protein of 400 amino acids.